Molecule: messenger RNA, 2725 nt
Organism: Canis lupus familiaris (dog)
Lineage: Eukaryota; Metazoa; Chordata; Mammalia; Carnivora; Canidae
Exons: 2
Coding region: 749-1720 (323 amino acids)
Source: RefSeq, a predicted model, not a curated record
GAAUGGCAUCCUAGUGUGGCAUCUUUUAACUGACAUCCCUAUAAUUAGAAGGAAUUGUCUUUUCAUACCACAAAUUUGAACUGGCUAAUUACUCAAUGAAUAUUUAGCUUGUUACGUAGGCAAAUAUUGCAUGAAGAGAAGAACUUUACUGAAUAAGUAUUCAACCCAGAAAACUUCCCAGGAGCCAGUUGUGGCCUAUUCUAUUUGAGGUCUUCUCCACCACCCCUUACCCCAACUGUCACCCCCACCUCUGCCGUCACACACACACACACACCCCACAUUCCGGCAUUUCUGGGGGAGAGCCCACAGGAUCUUUGGUUGUUGUUUGGAUUUUCACAUUUUUAUUUUGUAGUAAAACAUUUCUUAAAAUAUUUCAAGCAUUCAAAAAAUUUAAAGGAUAGUAUGAUAAAUACCCUUGUGCCUACCUCCUAGCCUAAUAAAUAAAACAUGAUCAACAUAGUUGGAUACCCAUGUAGUGCAUCCCCUCCCUUGAAACCCCCCUUCCUACCCUGUAUUCCUACUGUCUUGCAUUUGACCAUCUUGAAUUUGGUGUUUAUAUUCCUAUGUAUUAUUCAUAAACAGUACAUAGUAUGGUUUUGCAUAGUUUACAGCUUGUAUAAGUGGUAUCACAGCAUAUAUAUUCUUCUGGAACUUGCUUUUUUAGCUCCAUGGUGUUUUAUAGGAUCACCCAUGUUGAUACAUGUAGCUCUACUUCAUUUACUUUUAUUACUGGAAAGAAUUCCAUUGGAUGAAUAUUCUACAACGUAUUCAUUUUCCCGUUGGUGGAAAUUUAGGUUGUUUCCUCUUCUCUUUUUUCUUCUUCUUCUUUUUUUUUUUUUUUUUUUUUGCUAUUAUAAACAAUGCUGCUAUGAUUCCUCUGGUAUAUGUCUCUUUAUGCACUUAUAUGCAUUUCUCCCAAACAUAUGCCUGGAGUAGAGUUGCUGGAUUGCAGGGAAAUGUAUCUUCAAUUUUACUAAAUAUUGCCAAAGUUUUGCUGCUUGGGGAACAGAUAAAGCACUCAAGAAAAGCUGAUGUUUUUAACUGGCUUUUGAAAGAUUGUGUCAGCAAUCGUUUCCAGUUCUGUCCUGGUGGCUCCAGUCAGUUUCCAGAAGCUUCUGUGGUGUCUGUCCUCUUCCCACAGGAUGCUGGUCUAGGUGAGCUGCCCAUCAAAGGCCCAAAGCCACGGCCCCUUGAGAAGACUGAGUCAUCCUUACCUGCUGCAUUUCCAAGCUGGUGUCAGCCCUCACUGACACGCACCACCUCUGUGGAUACUGAGGAUUCUGGGCUUGUAUCUCAGCCUUGGAGGGAUUUAGCAGCAACCACGAGGCCUCAGGAAACUCAAAAUGGCUCCGGGGGAGGAAUAUAUUGGUUCUACUGCCCUAAGGAAAAAGCUGAGAAGUCAAGGACUUACCCUGUCCAGGGCCUUCAGGAUCAAUGGAAUGAAGGAAUCUCUGAAGGACCAAGAAGAAAACACCCAGGACAACAGUGGCCUGACUCCAGGGCCUGCCCACGUCAGGUCUCCAGGUUGCUUUGCAGCCUGAAACACUGCCUCCACGUCUGCGACCACGUCACCACGCAGGUCCUGGGACCUCGUCCUUCAUCCGACAGCUGGCAUAGUCUCUCUGUGGACCCGGUGGCCUCCUGUGUGGCUGCUGCUGCUCGCCAAGCUGGGGAGGCCAAGGCACAGCCUUCGGUAACUGAGCACCCACUUCUGCCCUGAGCUUCUUCCUCGUCCUGUCCCCCGACCAAGGUAGGAACUAUGGCUUCUGGCAGGCCCAGGGAGGCUCCAAACAGAAGCCAGGGCCCCAGCCAUGCAGCCAAUCACAGAGCUGGAAUCUGCCAUCAGAGUCCCAUCUAGAGAGAGAGGAAGGUGCCAGGGUACCAGGGACUAAAGCCCAGGGGGCCGAGGGGAGCCCGAUGCUGCAGCCCUGGCUGUGCGGCCCCCACCCGCACUCAGCUCCACAACAACGCCUGAACAAACUUCAUCCACUUCGACUUUAAAAAAGAAAACCCAGGAAAUAAUUACUUCAGUCAGACAUUAUUUACUUAAGUAAUUCUUUACUCAAACGUCUUUAGGCUUUAUUUUACUAAUACUACAUAAUUACGUAAUUGUGUAAUUAGGAAGAAAUUAAAUGACAAAUGUUUGCUGAGAACAAACGAAAAAAAAAAUAGAUCUUUUAUUUCCCCAAGUGUGCUCUCGGCUCGGUGCAUUACAUCUUCCUCCCCCUCCUCCCAGCUCUGCCCCUGGUCUCCCCAGCUUGCCCCACGGCAGGCGGUCGGGGGUGGAGUUCUAGUAGUUGGGGUACCUGGACAGGUAGCAGCAGGGGAGGGCCUGCCCCUCACCCCCAAGCUGGAGGUGGAACCCAGAUGCCUGUCAGGACCACCCUAUGGGACGCCUGGGUGGCUCAGUGGUUGAGCAUCUGCCUCUGGCUCAGGUCAUGAUCUUAAGGUCCUGAGAUUGGGCUCCCUGCUCAGUGGGGAGCCUGCUUCUCCCUCUCCCUCAGCUUAUUGCUCCGUCUGCUUCUGCUCUCUCUCUGUCAAAUAAAUGAAUAAAAUCUUUUUAAAAAAGGAAAAAAACAACCGGUGUGUCUCUGCACAUAGGCCGGCCUCCCUCCCAGGGUUGGGGGCCAGGAGCCCAGCCUCCUUGGCUCUACCCCUGCUGCCUGGGGGCCCAGGAGAUCUAUGGGGGCUCCCACCCAUGGCAGCCCCAGCCCUAGAGAAGCAG